This is a messenger RNA of Chilo suppressalis (striped riceborer), 5664 nucleotides long. The record is from the annotation of a GenBank genome assembly. Lineage: Eukaryota; Metazoa; Arthropoda; Insecta; Lepidoptera; Crambidae.
UAGGGAAGAUGCAUACAUAAUAUUUAUGAAAAUUUUAUGAUUAAAAUGUUAAAAAAAUAUAAAAGAAAUGCCACUGCAACGUUUUUAUUUUACAUAAUGUUAUUUUUUAACAAUUAUUACGAAUUAAAAAUACUUGAAACGGAACGUAUUUUAAAACACCAAUCAGCGUUUAGUGACGUCACUCCUGUUAUGACAACUUCUUUGAGGUUAUGGUUGUUAAAGUAAAUAUUAUUUUAUGGGAAUAUUUAAUGCGUUUUUUUACAUUUAAUAAAAAUGGAAGUUGCGUUUAUCAAAGCAGACUCCAGGAAUUUACCAAGAGUUAGCGUUGACAUGGUUAUAACUUUUUUUGUCCAAAGUGCAGAGUUUUUAAGUGUAGAAAUGAAAGGGACUAAAUUACUACGGUAUGUAAAAAUCGUAGUUGUUAAACUUCGUAUUUUAUUCAGCGGCUUCUACAAAUCUUACGGCGAUAAUGCAAUCGGCUAUGUCCAAAUUAAAAGAGAUGGAGAAUUAUGUACAGUAAAAGGUCGAGUUCUCCGGAGCAUAAAGUACAUAAAGAAGGUUAUCGUGUUACAGUUAUUUUAAAUGAAACGCAAAGCUAGGUUCAGUCUUGCCAAUGUGAAGAUUGUGCCACACAUUUUAAACUUUAUCUAAUUUUCGACGUCGUUCUCCAACUGUAAAAUUAAAAAUAUAUAAAAAAACCUGUCUUGGUUUUGUAAGUAUGUAUUAGGUAGGUUACUAAUGCGUUUUUACGUACAAGCAGAUUAAUUAAGCAUAUAACAAGUAUAUUCGCCGACUUACGUCAAAGUGAUCUUCUCAGCAUCGAAUAAUGGUCUUUGGAGAAUAAUUGUCAUUUCUCUUCGCAGCUUGAAACCACUUUUUUUCAGUUUUGGGUCAGAAGUUUCAGUCAAAAUCAAUUUAUUUGGGAACUUUGUUGAAGUAGAUUGGCACAAAACAUGAGUCCACACGGUUUUUUUUUCGGAAUGUUAGUGGUAUUGUUAUGAUCACAUGAUGUUGAUGGAUAGUCCAUUUUAAAUUUUUCAAAAAAAUAUUUCGAAAUUCGAAAAAAUAUGCAAAAGUUUGAAAAUUUAAAGCCAGCAAGGAACAAGUACGACCAGUGACAGACAGGAGUGACGUCAGCGCAACCAUAGGUUCGUUUUCGCGCGAAAAUUUAAAUUGUCAAUUUAAAACCGCAUUUUUUCCGAUAAAUCACAAUGUUUUAAUUUUUUAAUAUAUCUGUGGUUUAUUCUACAUGGAAUUCUUUAAAAUGAAAACAAAAAUAAAAAUAUUGCAUCUUCCCUGAAGUUAUAGACAACAGAUCUACAAUUCCAAAAUAUUUUAUAUUAGAUCGAGUGCGGUUGGCGUCUUAUUUUAAUUAUUCUUUAAUUCGUCGUAAUAUUGUGCAAUAAAAUUGGUGUGAUUUUGUGUAACAACCGUCUGCACAACUGAAAAAUUAGUGGAAUAUUUAAAAUGUACGCUAUUUCAGUUAAGUGGACGUGAGAACUUUUUUGUAGUGUUGACUACGGCUGUGUGGGCAUUGUUCCCUUUGCCUUUCCUAAAAAGGGAUAAUGUUGAAAAGGGCAUUUUUGGUUGAAUAAUUGAAUUGAAUCUUAAAAAAUCCAGAUAAAAAAUUAAGUUUUAGCAUUAGAUUAAAUUUUGUAUUAUAUUUUCUAACAAGUGAAUGUUGCAGUUGCAGCGAGCAUCUAGUACUCAUCGUUCGUUUGGCAUGUACGAAACAUGUAAUGCCUGUUAGUUAUUGAAGCAGCUUGGCGCGGCGUAGCGGGCGGGCCGCGCCAUGGGUAAUAAGUGCUGUAGCCGCCGCCAUGAUCCCGAUAGACCCUUGGUGUAUCCAGCAUACAAGAACGAGGCAGGCUUCACGGCGUGCCCCGCCCUGGAGACGCGCUACACCGGAGAGCCCAACAACAGGGGACACCGCGCUCUGGCCGACAUCGUGCGCACGCGCAACCCUGGAAAAUGUAUGACGAACGGCGGACGGCGCAUAGUGAAGGCACUAUGCGCGUACACGGCGCGCGCGGACUCCGACAUCUCGUUCCGGAAGGGGGACCGCAUGGAGGUGCUGAGCGACACGGAGCCCGACUGGUGGCGCGUGCUGCACCUCACCACCAGGCGGGAGGGGCUCGUGCCCGUCACCUUCGUGGCCGAGGAGAGCUCCGUGGAGUGCGAGGAUUGGUUCUUCCCGCAUGUAUCCCGGAAAGAAGCUGAUAAACUACUACUGGCGGAGUCCAAUCCUCGAGGCACUUUCUUAGUGAGGCCAGCAGAGCAUAACCCUCAUGGAUUCAGCCUCAGCGUCAAAGAUUGGGAAGAAGGAAGGGGAUAUCAUGUCAAACACUACAAGAUCAAACCCCUGGACAAUGGAGGCUUCUAUAUUGCGACAAACCAGACGUUCCCGAGUCUACCGGCGUUGGUCAUGUCCUAUACGAAAAACGCUCUGGGGCUAUGCCACGUAUUGGCUAGGCCUUGCCCCAAACCAGAGCCCCAAAUGUGGGACCUCGGGCCCGAACUACGGGACAAAUGGGAGAUCCCUCGCGCAGAGAUACAGUUGGUGCGGAAGCUGGGACAGGGAAACUUCGGAGAGGUUUAUUACGGCAAAUGGCGGAACACUAUCGAGGUCGCCGUGAAAACGUUGAGAGAAGGAACAAUGUCCACCCAAGCGUUCCUCCAAGAGGCUGCCAUCAUGAAGAAAUUCCGGCACAAACGCCUAGUGGCUUUAUACGCGGUUUGUUCUACGCAAGAACCUGUAUACAUCGUCCAAGAGUAUAUGAGCAAAGGAUCGCUUCUAGAGUUCCUCAGAAACGGCGAAGGAAAGUUCUUACAGUUCGAAGAUCUAGUUUACGUCGCUGCCCAAGUGGCUUCCGGCAUGGAAUAUCUCGAAUCAAAACUUUUGAUACACAGAGACUUAGCAGCCCGUAAUGUACUAAUAGGUGAAAAUAACGUAGCGAAAAUAUGCGAUUUCGGCCUCGCAAGAGUCAUAGAGGACAAUGAAUAUUGCCCAAAACAAGGCUCCCGGUUCCCUGUCAAAUGGACCGCACCAGAAGCUAUCAUUUACGGAAGAUUUUCAAUCAAAAGCGAUGUCUGGUCGUAUGGUAUACUAUUAAUGGAACUGUUCACAUACGGCCAGAUUCCUUACCCGGGACUACACGGGAAAGAUGUCAUAGAACAAGUAGAAAGAGGUUACAGAAUGCCCAAACCUGUGGGCCAUUACUUACCAGACGACAUCUAUCGGCUUAUGCUGCAAUGCUGGGACGCUAUCCCUGAGAAAAGACCCACCUUCGAGUUCCUCAACCACUAUUUCGAAUCCUUCACAGUGACCAGUGAGAUACCAUACAGAGAAGUGCAAGACUAGUGCUGUGAUAAUAGUGAAAUAACGUGACUAGUGUUCCUAGCCGAUGAACGAUAAAGUGAUGUGUGUCUACGAAUAACAGAGAAAAUGAUCUAUGCAUAGCCAUUCAGUUUGUGUAAUUAUUUUGUUGCAUAAAUCAUUUUCUUUGUUGAAACCAUGGAGCUUAUUAUACUGCCAUGUUGAGUAAGUGUGCAUACAUUGUUACAAAAGACUUUUUUUAGAAUUUUUAUACUCUGAUCAUGUUUGAAUUACAAUACAGGAAUGCGUGAGCUUGUUAGGCUUUUCGUUUCUGAUUUGUGAUAGGAGUUUCAUGGUAGCAGUAGCAUGCGAGUUGACUAAAGCACUGGAUACAAAUUAGUAUGGGAGAUUCUCUGAAUCAUUAUUAUCAAAUAGUAUUGAUAAUGUUGCUAUUUUAACUCACGUCCUUAUUUAUUACUUAUUAGCGACUGUAGCCUGUAAGCGGUUAAGUAGGUUAUUGUUUUGCAUUUUGUACAAAGCAAAUUAUUCACUUAAAAAUAAGCAAUAAAAAUCUAAAAUACAAACACAAUAUUUUCAUAUUCUAAAGUGAGAUGUGAUAUUUUUUCAUCAUAAGGCUCUCUCUGGUUUAAAUCAAGAUCUGGACUUAUAUGCUCUUUCCAUUUCAUUUUGCUAAUAUCCAAUAAGAGAUUAUAUUCGCGCAUUAGAUUUUAUUAUUCCUAAGCAUACAAAUUCUACUGCCAAGAAAUUUUUAGUAUUAUAGGUCACUAGGCUCCUUUGCAAUUGUUUCAAUAGCUUGAAUCCAAUUUAUACCAUCAUACUUGGUCACUUGCAAAGGGGUCAAAUACCCUCAUGUAAAAAGACAAAUAAAUCUAGCUUUAGGACUAUAUACCAAAGAGUUAUUUGUACAUUUAAGAGCAAAUGAUAGACAUAGAUGGAGCAUAUUACUAGCAUAGUUAAUUCUUGUGACCUGUAUAAAUUUAAUUUGACCAAUAUCCCCAAUAUUUUGAUAAACGCAAUAUAGCUAAAUUGUAUUAUAAAUAAAAAUUGUUACUAAUUACAAUUUGAAUCUAAUAUAGACUGAUUUUGACUUUGCUGUUAAUUAUAUCCGUCUGUAAAAUGAAUCAAGCCCUAAUCUCUGUUAUUAUCAAUGCUUUUGAGUAUUAAAACUGCUUUUAUCAGUUUCUUUUUCCUUUUACCUAGUAAAUGUAUAAAGCCAAUGAAAAUAGUGUCUUAAUAACAUUCCAAAUAUUCAAUCACGUUAAAUUUGGACACUUUUGUAUGAAACAUUAGAUUUAUAAGAUUUUGUACAUACAAUGAAAAAUAAAUGUCAUUGAUAAAAAAAUGUAUUUUCAUUUUAAUAUUUCACUGAUUGUGAAUUUGAUUCUCUUAUGAUAAUAUCAAACAAUAAAUAUUAAUUAAAUUUCAUUUUAAACUAAAAAGAAGAAAUAAAAGCAAAUUAUUCUAAAAUAGUAAAUAUAACAAUCGUUUCCUUAAAGUAAAUUUAUUACUAAUAAAUACAAUUGACUCUUAUACCAUUUCAUGUUUUAAUUUUUUAUUGGUAACCCCAACACUGCCAAUCGUGAUCAAGAUCAUUUAAGUAAAAUCAACACAAAGAGAUCAUCCAUGCUAUAUAUUGCGACCUUAAAAAUUGAAAAUAAUUUGCAUUAGAACUUCAUUCAGAGUGGUGUGGUUGCCAAAUGGGGUCGUCCAGUGGUGUUGUUGACAAUACAUUGAACCAGUUCAUCUAAUAAUAUUUAAGAAAUAAUAAUAUAUAAAUAAAACAUUUAUGUUUAUACAGUGAAUAACUUUUUUUUGCGUGUGUAUACAAAUAACUAGGUGACAGUUUAUUAUACAGGUUUGUGACAUUUUAUACACAGGUUUAUGAUGUCUAAAUCCUAGUUUAAUGAGAGUUCAUGUCAUGGCGCUUUCCUUAAUAGUUAAAAAACUACUUUUUCAAUAGGAGGAUAAUAUUUGAGACAGAUUUCUUACAUAAAAGUUCGUCAGUUGCUAAGCUAAAAUAUCAACACAAUUAAAUUAUUUCUAAUUCCAAUCACAAUUUUAACAAGGUUAUUUUAUUACAAAGCGAUUGCCAGAGUCAUGGACAAUAGUAGUUGGCUUAUUUAUUGUAUGACAUUAACCUGAAAUUAAUUUAUACUGUAUCAGCAUAAAUUUUAGUUUUUAUCUUCAAAUAUCUGUACUCAGAUUGGUAGAAGGACUGCAUGUAAUGCCAGCAGUGAAGCAGAGGCAGGGGCACAUAAUGUGGAUGUUUCUUGCUGUAAUGGUUUAGGUAAAUUGCUAAUGCAACGAGCAUUCCAGACCACACAUAU